UUAAAUACGUUCAAAUUCACAUAUAUUAAUUUAUAGCUCAUGUUUAAAUUGCGAUAUAUUGAAAACGCAUGAAGAUGCAAUUUCAUGAAGCGAAAAAACAAACCUCUAAAAUUUGCGGAAAGUAAAUAUUUAAAAAAUUGGGAUAUAAAGUGAAUUAUGGCCUUUCAUAGUCGACGAAACUUUAAAGUCCAUAGUGGACAUUUAAGAAUCGGACGAAUGGCCUGUUCCUUGUGUAAUAAUUACAUAAUGGGUAGCUCAUUAUACGUGAUUAUUCUGGGACUCAUUGGGACCGUAGUCACGGCUUUUGACAUAAUACGCACAAUAAAUUAUAAAAUUCCUAGGAUGUCAUCACGCCAUAGGAACAAUCAAGAAGUGCCCUUUAGUGUCGAAAGGGAUUUGAAGUUAAUGACGUCGAUCCUGGGAAUCGAGCAUUAUACUUUAAUUAUGUUAGGCGCGAUCACAGAAUACCCUAUGCUACAUACACCGUGGUUGCUUAUGCAAUUUUGUGUCAUCAUUGUGGAGAUCAUUGUCUUCUUCGUGAGAUUCUUCCUAGAUGGUUUGCACGUCAAACGCAAUGAAAUAUUGCAAGCAAUAUUUACCUUAUACAAUUGGUUACAAGUCUUCUGUCUUUUUCAUCAGCAAACACGACAAGUUAUUUAGAAAUGUUUCAGAUUUUUUAA
Mycetomoellerius zeteki is the source of this 680-nucleotide messenger RNA. RefSeq lists its product as uncharacterized. The transcript is spliced from 6 exons. The record is from RefSeq and is a predicted model, not a curated record. The coding region runs from base 157 to 660 and encodes 167 amino acids. NCBI's taxonomy places the organism in Eukaryota, Metazoa, Arthropoda, Insecta, Hymenoptera, Formicidae.